AUCGGGCGAUGCGGUGACGUCGGUGUUCGGGGGCGCUGCCAUUGGCGGCGGCGGGGUGACGGGCGAUGUGGCGCGUGCUGCGCCCGGCCGUUGCUGUGGGCCGCCGCGGGGCCGCCGUCCCUCCGGGGCGUUGCUGCUGUCGCCGCCGCCGCCAGCCGCUCGCGUCCGCCGCCGGCCUCUGCGGGGGGAAGGCCCGGGCCGAGAGUAGAACGGGUGCUGCCAUCACGAUGCCUGAAGUAAACACAGAUCACCUGGAUGAGCAGCAGGUGCAGCUCUUGGCAGAGAUGUGCAUCCUUAUCGAUGAAAAUGAUAAUAAGAUUGGAGCGGAUACCAAGAAAAACUGUCACUUGAAUGAAAACAUUGAUAAAGGUUUACUGCACCGAGCUUUCAGUGUUUUCUUAUUUAAUACAGAAAAUAAACUGUUGCUGCAGCAGAGGUCAAAUGCAAAAAUUACAUUUCCAGAUUGUUUUACCAACACCUGUUGCAGUCACCCUCUAAGCUAUCCAUUAGAACUGGAAGAAAAUAAUGCCAUUGGUGUUCGGAGAGCAGCACAGAGACGACUGAAAGCAGAGUUAGGAAUUCCCAUGGAGCAGGUAACUCCCGAAGAAAUCUCCUAUCUGACACGAAUUCACUACAAGGCCAAGUCUGAUGGGAUCUGGGGUGAACAUGAGAUAGACUAUAUCUUAUUUGUACAGAAGGACGUAACACUGAAUCCCGAUCCUAAUGAGAUCCAAAGCUACUGCUAUGUGACACAGAAAGAACUGAAACAGCUCUUGGACAAAGCCUCCAAGAAUGAAGUUAAGAUUACUCCGUGGUUUAAACUAAUUGCAGAGACCUUUCUUUUUAAGUGGUGGGAUAACUUGCCUAACUUGAACAAAUUUGUUGAUCAUGAAAAAAUACACCGAAUGUAAAUAGCUGGGGUGAAAGAUGCUGAAGGCUAGCAGUGAUGUGCUGUCUCAUUAACACUAUGGUAACUUGUGACUCUUGAGUGCAGAAAAGUGAUCCACCUGGAUGUUUAACAAAAACUUUAUAUAGAGAUAGUUAGAGCCAAUGUUUUUUCUUCUGUCUUCACCUGCUCUUCCCACCAGCCCUGUUCCUCUUGGGUGAGUUAAGCUCGGAUCUCACGUGAAAUGGGUAAUGGUAACGUAAGAAACCCCCUGGGUUCAUCUUUCUCUAUUACCUGACAUGAUACGAAGGAUCCUCAGCCUGUGUGUGCCCAGUUUGCUCUUCCCUCCUUGCGUAACUACACACACUGGCAGGGGAGUUCAGGCACCUCCUGUCCAGCUCAUUUGGUAGAGCUGGUACGCUCCCAACUGUACAGGACUACACCUUCUAAAAUAGUGACUAGAAUUUGAGUUCUGCACUGACGUUGAGAAGACUAGUUGCCUGAAGAAAAGAACAAUUAAAUCAAAGUAAUCAGGAUUAUUUUAAUUGCAGAAAGCAAAUCUCUUCAGCUACUGUACUCUAUAAUUAACCAAACUCAUAAAAGCUUAAGUAAUUGGA
Molecule: messenger RNA, 1503 nt
Organism: Harpia harpyja (harpy eagle)
Lineage: Eukaryota; Metazoa; Chordata; Aves; Accipitriformes; Accipitridae
Product: isopentenyl-diphosphate Delta-isomerase 1
Exons: 5
Coding region: 66-911 (281 amino acids)
Biological process (GO): isoprenoid biosynthetic process; isopentenyl diphosphate biosynthetic process
Cellular component (GO): cytoplasm
Molecular function (GO): isopentenyl-diphosphate delta-isomerase activity
Source: RefSeq, a predicted model, not a curated record